Molecule: messenger RNA, 2826 nt
Organism: Stylonychia lemnae
Lineage: Eukaryota; Ciliophora; Spirotrichea; Sporadotrichida; Oxytrichidae
Source: the annotation of a GenBank genome assembly
AUGGAUAAGCAGGCUAUUGACAGUCUAAACUUAAUUGAAUGGAAUCAGCAAAGAACUUAAAAACGAUACGGUUCUGUCAAGCGAGUGAAACUAAGGUCAGACUAUAAAACAAGAAAAUAAACACCGUCUCAACGAACUUAUUUUCAAGAAAUCAACAAAGUGUGCGAGGAUUUAAAUUUAAGUGGAUGUAACACUACCAAGCAUUAUAUAGAAAGUAAAUCAAAUAUGAAUAAUAGCAGUGGAAGCCAAAUAGCUAAUAAAGCUGCACCAAACAUGUACCAAAAACUUGAACCAAAUAUUAACAUAACUCUGGCGGAAAACUAACCUAAUUCAGUUUCUCGCUAUGAAAGCACAGGCAAUAAUGAAUUGCCUAAAAUGGAAACUGCAAGUAAAUUGGAAAAACUUAUUAAGGAUAUGCUUUCAAAAGGUGGCGAAUAAUAAUUACUUGCAAAUAAAUAAAUAUCAAUUAAGGUUGAGGAUUAAAAUGUGCAGAGUUUGUGUCAAGAUGCCGUAAACCUAAGCAAUUACUUAGAUAUUCAAAUUUAAUCUGAAAAUUAGCAAUAAGAAUCACUAAGUUUUAAAGAGGAACCCAAAAUAUCUGAUAACAUGGUACUGGAAAAAACAUUAUAAGCUUAGAGAAUCGAUAUUUUAGCUUUAUAAGAAAUAGAGAAGUCAAAACAGGAACUAGAAAAACGAAUCAAAGAAAGAUAUACAGUUUUGAGAAGUAUUUCAAGAAAAACAAACACUAAAAAGCCUACUAUCAUCACCUAAAAUCAGCCAUUAAUGCCAAAGGAAUUAAUAAUGCUAAAUCAAAGAGUUCAAUCCAUAAGUCAUGUAAGAUAAACAUCGAUAAAAUACGAUUUUCAUCCUUAUCAGCAAAAUCUUAACAUAGCUAGUUUUGGUAGCAGCUCUUCAAAAAUGAAAAAGAUUAAAAGACACAAUAAAACUACUCUCAUCAAUCCUAUAAAUAAUGAACAGCACAAUGGAAGGUUAAGUUCAUUAUAUGGCAACCUUACCUUAAAGGAUAAAUCACCUACAGUUUUAUCCAAAACCUCAACUAUGAAUAAUAAUAAUGCAUCGUUAAUUUACGACCCCAUUCAAGCUCAAGCAAGUAUAAUAUCUGCUAAAAAAGUAAAUAAACUUUAGAAAAAGAAGAUUGUCAUCUAAGACAACUUUAAUUUUUCUUUAAAAGAAAGUAUAAUGAGAGAUAUUACUCCCAUUAAUGACUCAGCCAAUAGGUAUUUUGAGCCUAUGAUUUCUAUCUCACGAGUUGGUACUGGAAAUCAUUCCUAACUUAGGUAGAGACCCCAAAGAAUGCCAAAUCAAUAAAAUAGUUUGAGAUGUGCUUCAUCUACGAUGAGACAUGCCAGAACUAGAAGUGGUUAGGUACCAUAAAUAUAUUUAAGAAAACAAAACUUUCAAAGAAACGAGACCAAUCUUAAAUCUCAAAACCAUAAGAUUGCUUCGCUGUCUCCAGCCAGUAAUAAUGAGAUGAAUGAUAAUUUAAGAGCAGAUUCUGUUCCUUUAGAUUCUUAAUUUGAACAUAAAUUUCCUCACCUUAAGAAUCUUAUGCCAUAAAAUUUGCAAAGUGAUGAGUAUGAUAUAAAUAGAGCUAAGCUAAAUGAGAGUAAAAGGGAAUUAAGAUCAAAAUAAAAUCUUAAUGUAAGGUAGAAAUUGAAUUUCAGGUAUAUACCUGGCGAAGAUAACAUCCAUUAGUAAUACACAACAGUAAAUAGUGAAAAAGAGCAAGAGGACAGAGCGUUUUGUAAAGAUUUAGAUAAAAGCCAGUAAAUGAAUGAAACAAAAACAAAAAUUGAAAUACACAUUCAAGAUGAGAAUCAGUUCCUAAUUACUUAAGAUGUAAACUUGCCAAUGAGAGAGUCGGCCUUUAAUACACCCUCUCAUCAGAAUCCUGACUUUGUUUUCUAGUCAAACAUUCUCAACACAAAAAAUAAAAGGUUUAAGAAUGUUUGGAGGGACUAGGCUGAUACUGACUCAGCUGGGCUUUCCAAAACUACCUUGAGCACCUAGAGACCAUUACUUUCAGGAGGCAUAAAUUUAGUUAAUGCUCUGUAAUACUAGCAAAACGGAAAUUAAAAGCCGACAUCUAAAAUGAAAAUGGUGAGCUAUUAAAAAGGGAGAUUUAGCAGCGAUUGUUCAUUUAUCAAACUCAGGUAAACUAUCUAAAAUGCUUAAAAGCAUUCUACCGCCAUUGAUGGUGAAGAUUCUUAGUGCAAGUUUGAAGAUCCAGAUAAAGAAGAAGUGAAAGCAGAAAAAAUAUCUUAAGAUAGCGUUGUUUAAAUCAAUGAGGAAGAGGAGUAUAUCGAGGAUGAAGAUAGUAAAAAGAGCAUCAAAAAGCCUCUAAAGCCUUUGAAAACUCAUUCCUCAUCCCACAAGAAUACUUCAGGUAAAAACUAACCAACUUCUUCAAUGAAAAAUCAUUCAAUAUAUGAAGAUAGCUAAUGUAAUAUAUUGAGUUCUCAUCAUAGUUGUAAAAAUGAAUAGUUCAAUGAAAACAUGAAUAACAAUUAACUUCACUCUGAUGAUGAGAUAGAAAUAAGAAGAGGUCUUGAAUCUUCUACUCAUCGAAGUCUAAAUCCAAAAGAGCCGGAAUUCUUAAGAUAGAGUACCCACUCACUAUUGGGUAAAAAUAGAGGGAAUACCUUAGCAGGAAAGAAACCCUCAGGUAACAAUAUAAUGAUAAGUUAGGACGAAGGCUAUGCUAAUGAUAAUAAUGAAGACGAUGAUAUUUAUGAGAGGGUGGAGUUGUAUAACGAUUCGUAUGAGAGUUAUUUGAAAAAUGCUGAUAACUUCAUUAAAUUAUGA